This is a messenger RNA of Saccostrea echinata, 1640 nucleotides long. RefSeq names its product 15-hydroxyprostaglandin dehydrogenase [NAD(+)]-like. The coding region runs from base 128 to 907 and encodes 259 amino acids. Lineage: Eukaryota; Metazoa; Mollusca; Bivalvia; Ostreida; Ostreidae. The record is from RefSeq and is a predicted model, not a curated record. Gene Ontology annotation, cellular component: cytoplasm. The transcript has 7 exons. Gene Ontology annotation, molecular function: oxidoreductase activity, acting on the CH-OH group of donors, NAD or NADP as acceptor.
UCGACCUGAUUAGCUAGGAUCCUAUUACCUAUAACUAUAUUACCUAUAGAUCUACGAUGUAUGCCACUUAUAAGUAAGAAUGAUUUAAAUAAGAAAAAUCACAGGAAAAAUCAAGAACAAUUAGAGGAUGUUACUGGAGGGAAAGGUUGCCCUAAUUACAGGAGGGGCUCAGGGCCUGGGUAAGGCGUUCGCCGAGGAACUACUCAAAAAUAGAGUCAAGGUUUGUAUCUGUGACUUGAACUCCGAUAUCGGAGAAAAAACUAUCCAAGAAUGGAAACCAAAGUACGGAAACAACGCCAUGUUUCUACGGUGUGACGUCACAAAUCAUGAGCAGUUCGAAGACGUCUUCAAACUGACCAUUGCUCGGUUUAGAGGAUUGGAUAUUGUUGUAAACAAUGCUGGGGUCCUCACUGAAGGCAAAUCUUGGAGAACAACCAUCAUGGUCAACGUAAUUGGUGUGAUAGAAGGUACGAAGCUGGCAGACCAGUAUAUGAACAAACAAUCAGAUGCUCGAGGGGGCGUGGUAGUCAAUAUUGCAUCAACAGCAGGUUUAACCCCGGUGUUUUUUAUGCCCGUAUACACAGCUUCCAAGUACAGCGUCGUAGGAUAUACUAGAAGUGUUGCGAUGAAUGCAGACAUCUUCAGUACUGGUAUGAGGUAUGUUUGUUUGUGUCCAGGUUUCACCGAUACAUCAAUGGUAACAGAGGGAGUGAAUGAAGAGGGUAUAUUUGGAAAUGCCAAAGCGCAAGAAAUUUUGCAGAGCGCAGGCGUAAACAAAGUUGAGUUCGUUGUUCAAGCUUUCAUGCAGUUACUGACGACGGAGGAUAACAAUGGAGGGGUAAUGGCCGUGACAAAACAGAAGGGUAUUCAGUAUCAUGGGCGGCAGCGGAGAACCAACAAACUAUAGGGAACCAGUUAUCUGUCAUGCAAUGGCGGCCAGUCAGAACGGUACCGCUCUUGCGAUUUGAAAACUUUGCGUCUUAUCCUUGAAAGCUGAUCAAACCAUGCUGAAGUGUUUUUAUAUAAUAAUCACUCUCAUUUGAUUAAUGUAGCAACGGAGGUGUUUAAUUGUCAUGUAUGUUUAUAAAAUGCGUUUAAUUUUUGAUUCUCAUGUUGAUCCAUUGAUGUUUCACCUUUCAUGAAAAAUUGUGUCAUAGUGACAGAAUGAAAUCAAACACUUACUUAUGAGCCUGUAUGUGAUAGAUUUUUAAUUUAUGAUGAAUCUUUGAAAUCUUUGGACAUUUUAGUUUUACUAAAAUGUUUUUAGUAAACGUAUAUGCACACAUAUUACUGACAGACGAAAUGGAAUCUAAAUCAAGGGAUUGAACCCGGUCCUGCUCUCUACCGAUCUUAGUUUCUAGUUAUACAAACACUAUAUCUCGUCUUGUCUGGUCUGGACAUAUUAAGUUUAUAAAUGUAUUGAUACAGAGCAUAUAUUUUGAUGUAGGUAACAGUUGAUUUCAUGUAAACCUUUGAGACAUAGAGGCAUGCGAGAUUAAACUUUUUUCAAACAAUUUAAAAAGGGCAUACAUAUACAAACACGUUUUUUUCGUAAAAAUACUGAAAUUGUGCGCAAUCACAUGGUCUUAGUUAAAUUCAGCGUGGUAUGAAUUCAUACAAAUAAACUGGAAUGAAUGAUU